This is a messenger RNA of Dicentrarchus labrax (European seabass), 1136 nucleotides long. Its product is annotated as rho-related GTP-binding protein RhoV-like. Gene Ontology annotation, molecular function: GTPase activity; GTP binding. Bases 193 to 861 code for a protein of 222 amino acids. The transcript has 3 exons. The record is from RefSeq and is a predicted model, not a curated record. Gene Ontology annotation, biological process: small GTPase-mediated signal transduction. Lineage: Eukaryota; Metazoa; Chordata; Actinopteri; Moronidae.
UUCAAACGGAAACAGCCAAAGUCUUGGGGCAUCACUCAUCUGAUUGGGCGCCUUUGUUCUUUCAAAUCGAGGUGUCCCCUCGCCUUUAUUGGCAUCAACGGGCCCCAGGGGGAGAAGACAUCUUUUACAGUAAUGCUUCACUCCUGCGAGGACUUAAACUGCUGUGAUAAUGGAGUCAUAAUCUAAGGAAAGAUGGCCCAGGCCUGUCAGAGACAUGACAAAGCAAACAGGCUGAGGGAAGAAGUGAGCUGCAUGCUGGUUGGUGAUGGAGCCGUGGGGAAGACCAGCAUGAUCAUCAGUUAUAUCUUCAAUGGAUACAACAGCGAGUACAGACAAACAGCUUUUGAUGUUUUCACUGGUUUGGUUCAUGUGAAUGGAAUUCCAACUCGUAUCAAGCUGAUAGAUACUGCAGGCCAGGAGGAGUUUGGACAUCUUCGCUCUCUGUGCUAUGCCCAUGUGGAUGUCUUCGUCCUCUGCUUCAGCCUUGUCAACCCUAUCUCCUUUGACAACAUCACCUCCAAAUGGAUCCCUCAGAUCCGUGCUGGCAACUCGACCUCUCCCAUACUUCUGGUCGGGACUCAGUCAGACCUUCGCCACAAUGUGGACGUCCUCAUCCACCUGGACCAGCGGAGCACCAAACCAGUGCACUUCAGUCGGGCCAGAAGGCUUGCACACAGGAUCAGAGCGCAUGACUAUGUGGAGUGUUCAGCUCUGACACAACACAACCUCAAAGAUGUGUUUGACCAUGCUAUAUUUGCUGCCAUCAAACACAAACACGCUGGCACAAACUCUAAAAAGCUCAGCCUGCUUAAACGUUUGAAGACCUUUUGUGACUGUAGGUGGAGGAAAAUAUUCAUCUGAAGUGGAAUCAACCGGUGGACUGAAUGUACUCAGCCUGGUGGACAUGGUCUGUUUGGGGACUUCUGGGACAAAUUAUGCAUUUUUAUUAUGUAGUGUGGAACCUGCUCUGACCUCCAUCCUGUAAGAAAUGUGACAAUCUCUAUCCAGAACUCAUUGCAUUAUAGGCUACAUAUUCUACUUUCCUGUCCUCGCUUUCAUGUUUUAUUUGUUGUUCAUAUUUUUGUGUGAUUGUGUGUGUGUUUAAGUUUUGUAAUAAAUGUACAGUGUUACACAUA